Myotis davidii is the source of this 1626-nucleotide messenger RNA. RefSeq names its product autoimmune regulator (gene AIRE). Gene Ontology annotation, cellular component: nucleus; cytoplasm. Gene Ontology annotation, biological process: regulation of transcription by RNA polymerase II; humoral immune response. Gene Ontology annotation, molecular function: DNA binding; translation regulator activity; DNA-binding transcription factor activity, RNA polymerase II-specific. The transcript has 13 exons. The coding region runs from base 1 to 1347 and encodes 448 amino acids. The record is from RefSeq and is a predicted model, not a curated record. Lineage: Eukaryota; Metazoa; Chordata; Mammalia; Chiroptera; Vespertilionidae.
AUGGAAACCCCCGGGGUGGAAAGUCCAGAAUUCUACAAGAGUCUCUUUGCUAAUCUCCAAGAGACGCUGCGCCUGAAGGAGAAGGAGGGCUGCCCGCAGGCCUUCCACGCGCUCCUCUCCUGGCUCCUGACCCAAGACUCCGCCGCCAUCCUGGACUUCUGGAGGGUCCUCUUCAAGGACUACAACCUGGAGAGAUACGCCCGGCUGCAGCCCAUCCUGGACAGCUUCCCCAAAGAUGUGGACCUCAGCCAGCCCCGGAAAGGGAGGAAGCCCCCGGCCGGCCCCAAAGCCCCAGCACCGCUGCCCAGACCCCCCACCAAGAGGAAGGCCCUGGAGGAGCCUCGGGCUGCCCCGCCAGCAGCCCUGUCCCCCAGACGCACCUCCAGCCCAGGCUCCCAGGUGAAGGCCAAGCACGUGAAGAAGCAGGAGAGCGCCUCAGAGCCGCAGUGCCUCCCGCUGGGCAAUGGAAUUCAGACUAUGUCCGCUUCGGUCCAGAGAGCCGUGGCUGUGUCGUCUGGGGAUGUCCCAGGAGCCUGCGGGGCUGUGGAGGGGAUCCUCAUCCAGCAGGUGUUUGAGUCAGGUGGCACCCAGAAGUGCAUCCAGGUUGGCGGUGUUUACACUCCCAGCAAGUAUGAAGACCCCGGCGGGGGGAAGAGCAAAGCCCGCAGCGGCAGCGGCCUGAAGACCCUGGUCCGAGCAAAGGGUCCCCAGGUUGCUGCCCCUGCUGCAGAGGACCCGCGAGCAGGCCAGCAGGACAGGGUCCCGGCCCCCCUUCCCCUCCCCCUCUCCAGCGAGCCCCAGCUCCACCAGAAGAACGAGGAUGAGUGUGCCGUGUGCCGGGACGGCGGGGAGCUCAUCUGCUGUGACGGCUGCCCCCGCGCCUUCCACCUGGCCUGCCUGUCCCCACCGCUCCAGGAGAUCCCCAGUGGUACUUGGAGAUGCUCCAGCUGCCUCCAGGGAAGAGCCCAGCCAGACCUGCCUGGGGCCAAGGAGCCACCUGCGGAGACCCCGGUAAGCACAGGCCCCCCUGUCAUCCUGGGACUGCGGUCCUCAGGAGAGGAGGUGAAGGGACCGCUCAGGGAGCUCCCCGCUGGUAUGGACACUGCUGUCGCCUACAAGCACCUGCUACCCAUCCUGGACCCCUCCACCCUCCGCCCCCUACUCAGUGUGGGCCCUGAGGGGCAGCAGGCGGCCAAGGCAGGGGAUGAUUCUACUGGUCACGAGCCCGUUCUGCACAGGGAUGACUUGGAGUCCCUCCUGAGCGAGCACUCCUUCGAUGGCAUCCUGCAGUGGGCCAUCCAGAGCAUGUCCCGCCCGCUGGCCGAGGUGCCCACCUUCCCCUCCUGAUCCGGAGCCCCAAGCCUGGAAGCAUGGAGGGGCAGGGGCCGAGGGAGAUCAGGUCCUCCCAUCCCUGCAUCAGUGGACCUGUGAGUGCCCGCUUGUGCUCACGGUGACUCUGCUCUGAGAGGGACGGAGGGACAAGCUCCCUCGCCCCGGAGCUGUCCAGGUGGGAGCCAAGAGGACUGACAAGUUCCAAGUAUUGUCAAUGCCGCUUGUAAACACAACCCGUCUUUGUAAACACAAGCCAUCAUGUGCCCUAAUAUUAAAGUCACGUCUGUGUAGGUU